Hylaeus volcanicus is the source of this 2530-nucleotide messenger RNA. Its product is annotated as chymotrypsin-like elastase family member 2A. The record is from RefSeq and is a predicted model, not a curated record. Gene Ontology annotation, biological process: proteolysis. NCBI's taxonomy places the organism in Eukaryota, Metazoa, Arthropoda, Insecta, Hymenoptera, Colletidae. The transcript has 6 exons. The coding region runs from base 859 to 1812 and encodes 317 amino acids. Gene Ontology annotation, molecular function: serine-type endopeptidase activity.
UGCCAAUCUUUGUCACUGAUGAACAAGUUUCUUCUAUGGAGUUUGAGCGUAGAGGAGACCGUAACCUGGUCGAAAACAAAGAAACAAAGUAAGAACAGAGUAGAGAAGAAAACAAAGAUAGACUUGACAAUUGAAAACACUUACGAUACAAAUUGCGUUAAAAAUGUUAGAUACGCGGUAUUGGGACGAAGGUAUAAAUACGAGACACGCUGAUUUACAUUCAAACUCGUUCAAAUAUUUACACGGGAAUGGUAAUUUCCGGUUUUCGCCGCAAUGGCGUCGUUAGAGGAUCGUUAGUCGAUCCAAGUCGAUCCGCCGAACUUUCGAUUCGUCGUAAAGCGAUUCGCGUGGUUCAUUUUUUAAAGAUAAACCAACUAUGUCGGAUCGUUAUAGAUUUUUUACGCAUACCUACGUCUUGUACACGAACUUACGAUUCCGGUUACUUGGAAGGAUUUACUCGGUCCGCGAGUCGGCGAUCCAGCGCGAGGAUCGCUCGUGCUAUCGAUCGUCGUCUCCUUCGUCGCGAUCUCCGACUGUCAUUAUGAAUAGUGAUCUGGGCUAGAUUCGAAAAACAAUAGUAGAUAUCUCCUCGUAGAUCGUCGUAGAUUUCAUUUUCAUUUUUAACAUGGGCGAGUAAAGUCGUCAAGUAGACGAAUUAAUAAACGAGUAAGUCGAUUAGUGGAGCCUGUCGAGGGUUGAGAAGCGGCCUCUUAGAUUGAAGUGUCGAUUCCGUCUAUUCGGUUACCCACGGUUCGCUGGAUUACCGACGUAGUCGCGCCGAAAAAAAAAUAUGAUUAGUGAGAAAGAGUGAAAAGUGAACGAAUCGAUCGAGUAAAUGGUGCACUCUGUUCUGAGGAGAUGAAUCUUCGCGGUGGACUAGCGAUACUUCUUUUCGUUCUUGCGGAGAUCGACUGCGCGAUAGUGAGGAUCGUGGGAGAGAAUCACUCGAAAUGCGGAUGUCCAGCAGCAUCACACAGGCAACCGAGGGCGAUCCCGACGAAAGGAAGCGGGAGAAAUAAUACGUUCGACGAAGAGAACGUCGCCGUGACGACCGGGCGAAUUUUCAACGGAAAACCGAGCAAAAGGGGCUCGUGGCCCUGGCAGGUUUCCCUCCAGCUGUUGCAUCCGAAGAUGGGGUUCAUCGGCCACUGGUGUGGCGGUGUCCUCAUCGAGCCCACAUGGGUCGUUACAGCGGCUCACUGUAUCCACAAUGAUCUUUUCAAUUUGCCAAUCGGUGCGUUGUGGACGGCGGUCGUUGGAGAAUGGGAGUUGGACUCUGGUGGACGUGGGUCGGCUAGGCUACCUGUUGAACGAGUCAUCAUUCACGAGAGAUUCAAUAAUUACGUACACGAUAUUGCCCUGAUGAAGCUAGCCAGGCCAGCCCCUUUGUCGAAGGUGGUGCGAACGAUAUGCCUUCCCGAUCCAGGGGAAGAACUAGCGAAUGGUCAGUGCAUAGCUUCCGGCUGGGGUCGUUACGGCCCAACGCAAUCACUUUCCACCGCCUUGCUGGAAGCAACAGUGCCAUUACUGGAUCUAGAAAAAUGCACCCAAGCGUAUGGGAAAUCUGUACCGAUCCGAAACGGCCACCUCUGCGCUGGCCACACCGACGGCUCUUCCGGAAGCUGCGUCGGCGAUUCCGGAGGACCCUUGCAGUGUCGUCGCGCAGACGGAGUCUGGCAGUUGGCAGGCGUCACUUCGUUUGGGUCAGGAUGCGCCAGGCCAGGAUAUCCUGAUGUAUACACCAGCGUACAACAUUACGUCGGCUGGAUAAGAAACAUCAUGAACAACGAGGGGGAUUCGCAAUAUUUAUAGUUUCGUCUGUUGAGUCGCGUGUACCAUUAAGUGUAGAUAUUAUUCGUGUAAAUAUUGUUAAAGUAGAUCGUUGUAAAUACACGCCUGUUACUAAUUUUUUAAAUUGCCACAAACAUUAGUUUACAACUCGAACGUGUAUUAGCGAUAGUGUAAGCGUAUAUGUAAGCAACCGUUACGCGAACGCAAGCCAGCGGCAACUUCGAAAGAAAAGCUAUUCGCUAGGAGCUGAAUUUCUUCUAUUCCCAGCGAGGAAAACAGAUUUUCCCGUCUUCAUCCUCGAAAUACGAAAUAUCUGCAUUUAUAUGACUCUCGUGGGAGAUCUAACUUGUUUCACUCUUUCCGUAUCUAUCGCGAUGUUGCGUAACAUUGUGGUUCUGCGUAUGACAAGCAUAGUGAUUGCAUUCUCUCGGAAGAUAUUAGAGAUAUCGAUUCACGGGAACGUGUAGUACAACGGAGUGGUAACCCAGAGAGGGAGAGUACACACAUUACGCACUGAAGAGCAUCCAUUAAUUACCUUAAUACGAGGUAUGUUGGACUUAGUAUGUGGAAUGUUGGCUACAGGUUGCUCUAGUCGAACUUCGUUUGCAGAUUGUACGGAAGAUAGAGACAUCAGCCUUGAAUCAAUUUUUGUUAGAUUCUUAUCGUUCGAGGAUGAAGCAGCACAAAGAUGCCAGAUUCGAGGAGCUAAUUACCACGUAAUAAACUUUUAUUUUAGGCA